Chenopodium quinoa (quinoa) is the source of this 1806-nucleotide messenger RNA. RefSeq names its product putative disease resistance protein RGA3. Bases 1 to 1806 code for a protein of 601 amino acids. Gene Ontology annotation, biological process: defense response to other organism. The record is from RefSeq and is a predicted model, not a curated record. Gene Ontology annotation, molecular function: ADP binding. NCBI's taxonomy places the organism in Eukaryota, Viridiplantae, Streptophyta, Magnoliopsida, Caryophyllales, Amaranthaceae. The transcript has 2 exons.
AUGUCCCUGGCAGACAUGCUUGAUUCAGUAGGGUUGUUAAUGGAGGGCCAUUUGUACGCCUCCUCAUCCUCCCAGAAGGCAUCCGGUUCUAAGGAUGUUGACUCCUCAGAGUCUGAUUGUUGGACGGUUUCAUCACUGCCAAUGUCCUCAGACUCCUCCAAAAUGUCAUCGUUGGGUGUGCUAGAUGGUUUGAUAAAUGAAUCUGAGCUUGAGAAGUUGCUUGAAACUGUCAAAACCAUCAAGAAUUUCCUCCUGGAUGCUGACUCCAAGUGCCAGAAGCUCACAAAUGAAGGCCAAUACUGGGUCCAGAACCUCAAGGACGCUGUCUAUGACGCCGAUGAUCUGAUGAAUGAAUUCAACACCAUUGCUCAUCAGUUGAAAAGAAUGCCUGGUGGUAAGAUUUUGAAGAAGGUACGCCGGUUCUUCUCCUCUAAUAACCAGCUGAUAUUUGCUGUUAAUAAGUCAAAAGAGAUUAAGAAUCUUAGGGAGAAGUUGGAUAGGUUGGCUAAAAACCAUAGUGAUUUUGGGUUUAGUGAGCUGUAUAAGCCUGUGAAGAUUAGAGAAGAAACAUGUUUGUAUGUGUAUGAACAGGAUAUUAUUGGGAGGGAUGCUGACAAGGAGGCCAUUGUGGAUAUGUUGUUAAAAGAUGAUGUCUUGGAGAAUAAUAUAUCUUUUGUUACUAUUGUGGGGAUUGGAGGGUUGGGAAAAACUGCUCUUGCCCAACUUGUGUUUAGUGAUCAUAGGAUUAAAGAAGCAUUCCAAGAAAAUAUGUACUGGGUUUGUGUGUCUCUAAAUUUUGACACGAAAGAUAUCCUAGGUAAGAUGAUUGGGAGGAAUGAGCUAGGAUUUGAGGACCUGCACAAAGUAGUUCGAAAUAAGAUAGAAGGGAAAAGAUUUUUGCUUGUUUUAGAUGAUGUUUGGUAUGAGAACGGUAGAAAAUGGGAUGAGUUGAAGAACUUCUUGAUUUUAGGUGGAAGGGGAAGUAGGAUAUUGGUGACUAGCCGCUCCAGAAAGGUUGCAAGAGCUAUUGGAAACUAUCCAAUUCAUGAGUUACCAGGUUUAUCGGCAGUGGAUUCUUGGGAAUUGUUCAAGAAAAUAUCAGUUGGAGAUAGGGAAGACGAAGCAGUCACUGGCCUUGUUGAGAUAGGAAGAGAUAUUGUGAAAAAAUGUGCCAAUGUGCCUCUCUCCAUAAGGGUGGUAGCCAGUUUGUUGCGUUUUCAAGAUAUAGCAACUUGGCAGUCGUUCAAAAGUAAUCAAUUGGCUAACAUGUGUGCUGGUGAGGAUAGCAUAAUGCCAACAUUGAUGUUUAGCUAUUAUCACCUUACUCCUGAGUUAAAAAGUUGUUUUAGCUUUUGCUCACUUUUCCCUGAGGACUAUGUCAUUGAUAAAACAUUGUUGAUUUUUCUCUGGAUGGCACAAGGAUAUCUUGUUCCAAGUGCUAAAAAUGAGAGCAUGGAAGAUGUCGGUGAAAAAUAUAUAUCAAUUUUAUUGCAUAGAUGUUUUUUCCAAGACAUUAGAAGGGACAAUAUUGGUGAAGUUUAUUCAUUUAAGAUGCAUGAUCUCAUGCAUGAGCUUGCGAGAAAUGUUGCAGCAAAAGAGUCCUUGACAUUGACAGCUUGUACAAAUGAUUUUGAAGGGAAAGUUCGUCAUCUAUACAUUGACUGUAAUGAGGGUCUGACUACCUGGUUUCACUCAAGUAAUUGUUCAACUAAAACAUUACGUACCUUUUUGAAGUAUUCCGUAUCCACAACUAGUGAUGUGGAUGCAAUUAUUUCAAAUUGUAGUCGUUUAGGGAUGGAUUACUAA